CCCAGGACUUGCUAGUGAGUUGCAUGGGACAUCUGUCCCCAUACUGGCCAAGCACCAUGGAGAAAAUCAGCUCCUUCUUCAGCUCUCUCUGGGAGACCAUCAUGACCAAACAUGAAGAGGGCAUCUUCAACACCAUCUGCCUGGCUGUCCUCCUGGGGCUGCCCUUACUGAUGAUCCUCACCCUCUUCUUCAUCUGCUGCCACUGCUGCUGGAGCCGAGCAGGCAAGAACCGCCACCAGCCAGAACGACACAAUAAAAAGAAGAAGAGGGAUGAGGAAGACCUCUGGAUCUCUGCUCAGCCCAAGCUUCUCCAAAUGGAGAAGAGGCCAUCACUGCCUGUCUAUUAGCAAGUACAGGUGCCUCCCUCCAGGGCCAAAUCUCCUUCCAACCACACAGAGACUGGAGAGAAGGAAUCCUUGAGAUGAUGCACUCAUGUCCACAGAACUGCUCAAGCCAGGAACACAUCUCAGACUGAGUGUCCCAGUGGAAGACUCUCCCAGGGGAGCACAUGGACAGUUCUUGCACCGCCUUGGCAGCUACGUGUCCAAUAACAAUGCUUCGCUACAGAACUGGACGUCUCUGGCAUACCUUAUAAAUAAAAGCUCAAAGAACAUUCAUCCUGA
Molecule: messenger RNA, 623 nt
Organism: Chinchilla lanigera (long-tailed chinchilla)
Lineage: Eukaryota; Metazoa; Chordata; Mammalia; Rodentia; Chinchillidae
Product: KIAA0040 ortholog
Exons: 1
Coding region: 24-347 (107 amino acids)
Source: RefSeq, a predicted model, not a curated record